This is a messenger RNA of Penicillium argentinense, 2946 nucleotides long. Its product is annotated as DDHD family phospholipase. Lineage: Eukaryota; Fungi; Ascomycota; Eurotiomycetes; Eurotiales; Aspergillaceae. The record is from RefSeq and is a predicted model, not a curated record. The transcript has 4 exons. Gene Ontology annotation, cellular component: cytoplasm. Gene Ontology annotation, molecular function: glycerophospholipase activity; metal ion binding. The coding region runs from base 1 to 2946 and encodes 981 amino acids.
AUGACGGGCCCUUUCCAUACAUACGGCUCGACGUGCCUGCUGGCAGAUGAGGAGCCGAAGCUGUCGAGCUUGUACUCGCUGUCUACACCACCAGAGGUCCGGUCUCAAUUCUUCUACAUCUCAUCCCUGCCGAUUGAUGAUCCGUUGGCCCCUCUGCCUCCACCGAGUGGGCAGGGAUCUGGAAAUGAAAGAGCUCCACCCAAACCAUUCUCGGCUAGGGAUAACCUCGCGCUGGAAACAUCCUGGCAGAAGCUGGGGAGAUCUCGACAGGCCAAGUCUGCGGCAAAGGCUGCAUCGCGACCGGACACGUCAAGGGCGCAUCUUGGCAUAGCUGUCCCGGGCCAGAGGUCGGAGGUGGAGGCUGGGCGCCACUUCAAGACAGCAAGCAGAGAAGAUGCAGGACUGGAAAGCAGCAGAAGCACCUUCAGCAAUCCUCCUUCGUUUCCCGAUGAGAUCCCUGGACGCAAUCUCAAGAGUCGGUCUGGCUUAGCUACGGGUUCUGAUGCCCGAAGACAGGGAGCAUCAUCGGUGGACGAUACGUUUGUUGAUAGACCCAGAAGCAACCCCGGUCCCCGGAAACGAGAGCGCUCUUCUUCAUUGAUAGAGACCAGUGCUGCCAAGAGGAGAAGCGACUCAUCUCUCGGCGACGACGAUGCGGAAUAUGGGCAAGAUGGUGUUGGCAGCCUCCGGGCAAAUCGAUCUCGCGAUGCCAGCAUCAGUGGGUCGCCUUUUAUUAGGGCUCCUGUAUCUCAAUCACACAGUCAAUUUGGGAGCUCAGUUGAGUCCUUGCCGUCGAAGGACGGGCCUCAGGACUGGCAAAGUGAAGUGCGGAGCAGUGCACCAAACCGCCAGGUCCCUAAGCCCUCUGGACUCAGAGCAACUGUCAGCUUGAACGAGUUGACUCAAGAUACUUCUGAGGACGAUCAAAAAAAGAGCAAAAAAGAGUCGAAAAAGCGGGAGGUCAAGGUCAAGGCAAAGAUCCCAGUCGGUGCCUCUCGGCUUCACCUGGUUGAAUUACCGAACUUGAAGAUGAAACCCAUCUACUGGAGUCCUCUCCACGAUGUAUCGGUCGUUGUACGAGCUACGUGGUUCUACAAGAAUACCAUGCUCCCCGUGGAGACUCCACUGGCGAACAAGCUAGAAGAGGGCUACACCUACCUAAAGCCCUGGACUGAGACGUGGCAGGACGAGCUAAAUAGCUGCGUGGAGAACGGAGCGGAUGCAGAGAUCAAAAUCGUUCAUCGCCUCUGGGAUAAAGAUGAAACAGGUUCUGCCAACCUACCAGAAACCGCGCAGACCCAGGAAAUGGGCCCUGACACCACCCCGGACGAGGAAGCCCCAGAAGUUCCUUCAUUCGACCAUAAUCGGGCAGCUGGAGGUAUAGCAGCAUAUGUUGAUGCUAUCAAGCCUUAUCUUUCUUCCAGUGCCAUCUAUGUGGAUGCCAGGAAUGCUCAGAUACUUCGACCGAGCUUGCUCCCAUCCGUCUCUCGAGGAAGGCGACCGCUGAACGCCAUUCGCAAAGGUCGGCAGAUCGGUAUACCUGUGGUACGUGGCUUCAGCCGGAGACUGUAUGACAAACUCCACCCCUCGAAGCCCAACUCUGUAGAUGUACGCCAGUACAUUCGCAGAAACCAAACCCAGGGGCCUGCUCCUGCCCCGGGUGAGCAGGUAUGCUAUGCCUGCAAGAUGGAGGAGCUACGACAAAAUCCUACUGAUCUUGUCCUCGUGAUUCACGGCAUUGGGCAAAAAUUGUCCGAGCGGAUGGAGAGCUUUCAUUUUACUCAUGCGAUGAAUUCUUUCCGCCGGCAGGUGAACGUGGAGUUGAACAAUGAGCCUGUGUGGCCUCAUGUGGACGAGGAUAAUGGGGGUAUCAUGGUCCUGCCCGUCAACUGGCGCACGACCUUGUCUUUGGAAGACCCGUCGCUGGAGGAGUCACCACAUGCAGAUGAUCCCGCGGCCAAUAACUUUUCACUCAACGAUAUUACGCCGCAGACACUUCCGGCUGUGCGCUCGCUCAUCAGUGAUGUCAUGCUCGAUAUUCCUUACUAUCUGUCCCAUCACAAGCCAAAAAUGACCAGGGCCGUUGUCAGAGAAGCAAACCGCAUCUAUCGGCUCUGGUGCAAGAAUAACCCUGGCUUCCAAGAGAGCGGCCGGGUGCAUCUUCUCGCCCAUUCCCUUGGCAGUGUCAUGGCUCUUGAUAUUCUCAGUCACCAGCCAACUCACGUUCCUCGUUUCGAUUUCCAUAAUACACCAUUGCACAGUGACAUCUUCGAAUUUGAUACCCGAAUUCUAUUCUUGUGCGGAAGCCCCGUUGGGUUCUUCCUUCUUUUGAACAAAGCAAGUCUCCUUCCCCGGAAGGGUCGAGGUAAACCGGGAAGCGAGGACGAAGAUCUCGUACGCGGUGUCGCCGGAGAAGCCGGCGGCUAUGGAUGCUUGGCAGUUGACAACAUGUACAACAUCAUGCACACGACAGAUCCCAUCGCAUACCGCGUCAACGCCGCUGUGGACACAGAGCUUUCCAACUCCCUCAAGACAGCCUCAAUCCCCAGCGCCAACUCGUCUUUCUGGUCAUCCUUCAGUGAUGUCUUCAAAUGGAACUCCACAUCAGCCUUCAUGUCCCCCACAGCCCCAAUCCGACCCGCGGCGGUAACAAAACUACCUUCCACCGUCGAAAUGGAAACCCACGACUUCACCCGUGAAGAAAUCGCCGAGAAACGCAUGCUCUUGCUCAACGACAACGGCCAAAUCGACUACUAUCUUUCCGGUGGGGGCGGCCCGCUCAACAUCCAGUACCUCAAUAUGCUCAGUGCACACAGCAGCUACUGGACCUUGACUGAUUUCGUGAGAUUUUUCGUGGUGGAGAUUGCUCGGAAACAGGGGCGAGAGGGGACCUUGCCUGCUUUCAGAGCGGAGAAGAAGAAGGGGUGGAAAUACUCACAUGGCUAA